Messenger RNA from Alosa alosa (allis shad), 324 nucleotides. RefSeq names its product actin-related protein 2-like. Gene Ontology annotation, molecular function: actin filament binding. Lineage: Eukaryota; Metazoa; Chordata; Actinopteri; Clupeiformes; Clupeidae. Gene Ontology annotation, cellular component: Arp2/3 protein complex; actin cortical patch. Gene Ontology annotation, biological process: Arp2/3 complex-mediated actin nucleation. The record is from RefSeq and is a predicted model, not a curated record. The transcript is spliced from 3 exons.
AUGUUUGAAGUCUAUAAAUUUGGUGGUGUUAAAGGUGUUCUUCAAGCUCAAUUAGUUUUAUAUGCUCAAGGUUUAAAUACAGGUUUAGUUAUAGAUAGUGGAGAUGGCGUUACUCAUGUUCUUCCUAUUAAUGAAGGUUAUACUUCUUAGCAUCAAAUAAUGAAAUUAAACUUUGCCGGAAGACAUCUUACUAAAUAUCUUACAAAAUUACUUCAAAUCUCAGUUGAUCCUACUUAUAGAACUGUAAUGACUAAACAUAUAGUUUUGUCUGGUGGUACUACUAUGUUACCUGGUUUUUCAACUAGAUUAGAGAAAGAAGUAUAA